This is a messenger RNA of Paramuricea clavata, 498 nucleotides long. The record is from the annotation of a GenBank genome assembly. Lineage: Eukaryota; Metazoa; Cnidaria; Anthozoa; Malacalcyonacea; Plexauridae.
AUGGCCUUGCAGCUUGGUAUCAUUGAUUUUAAUGCCAACCCAGACACAUUUCAUCCAAUCCUUAUGAUAGAUGCUGAAGAUAAAGGCAAUCUUCAAGAAAUAUUGGCGAGGUAUCCGCAAAAUUUCAAUGGUAUUGGCAAGCUCCAUCACCAUAAAGUUAAAUUACAUGUAGACAAGGAAGUUAAACCAGCCAAUGUGCCACCAAGACCAUUUCCAUAUCAUCUUAAGGAAAGAGCUCAGAAGGCGAUUGAAGAUAUGAUCCAGCAAGACAUCAUCGAAGAACACCCCAGGGAUGAACCUGCCCCAUGGGUUGCAAAUGCUGUUUUGGCACCAAAGGAUGACGGUAGUCUUUGGGUUACAAUGGAUGCCCGCAACGUAAACAAAGCCUUGUACCCAACAAAUCACCCUAUCCCACGUCAUGAAGAUAUCAAAGCGAAACUAUCUGGCUGUCGAGUCUUUUCCAAAAUGGAUUUUAAAAUCCGCGUUCUGGCAGAUUGA